Molecule: messenger RNA, 1639 nt
Organism: Prinia subflava (tawny-flanked prinia)
Lineage: Eukaryota; Metazoa; Chordata; Aves; Passeriformes; Cisticolidae
Product: glycerol-3-phosphate acyltransferase 3-like
Exons: 11
Coding region: 109-1248 (379 amino acids)
Biological process (GO): triglyceride biosynthetic process
Cellular component (GO): endoplasmic reticulum
Molecular function (GO): glycerol-3-phosphate O-acyltransferase activity
Source: RefSeq, a predicted model, not a curated record
CAGAAUGUCUGGAAAUGAUGAAAUGAAAACCAUCAACAUCUACUUUUCUUGUUUUGGGAACAGUGGGCCACCCUGCAGAUUGAGGAGGGAGUAAAAAAGCAGAAGGCGAUGGCACCUGAAAAUUUAAUCUCCACUGGGAUCAUCCAGAGGGACGAGACCCCCAUGGAAGAGGAGCUUGUUGGCCGCUGCCGAGGAUGUUUCAGCCUUGCCGAUGUCAUGUACUUCUGCAAGAAGGGCUGCGAGGCAGUCGCGGAGGACGAGGUCACCCGACGGUUCUCCUCGGAGGAGCUGCGGUCCUGGAAUCUCCUCAGCAGGACCAACGCCAACCUGCACCACGUCAGCUGGAAGCUGGCUGCCGUGUGGCUCACCGGCAUCCUGACUCGGUACUGCCUCCUGCUGCCUUUCCGCAUCUGCUUGUCUGUUUUCAGCAUCCUGUUGCUGGUGUUGGCCACUACAGUAGUAGGACAGUUUCCAAAUGGCAGAGUUAAAGGCUGGCUGAGCAACCAGGUCCAGAUGACCUGUGCCACCUUGGGUGUCCGAUGUCUGAGUGGCCUCGUUCACUUCCACAACAGGGAACACAAACCACAGGAAGGAGGCAUCUGUGUCGCCAACCACACAUCUCCACUGGAUGUCCUAAUCCUGGCCAGUGAUGGAUGCUAUUCCUUGGUUGGCCAGGUACACGGAGGGCUUCUGGGACUCAUUCAAAGAUCCUGCAUGCAAACCUCUCAGCACGUCUUGUUUGAGCGCUCGGAAAUGGAAGAUCGUCACCUGGUGAGGAAAAGAAUUAGAGAACACAUUGCAGAUAAGGCCAAGUUACCCAUUUUAAUUUUCCCAGAAGGCACCUGCAUUAACAACACAUCAGUAAUGAUGUUUAAGAAGGGAAGCUUUGAGGUAGGAGGAACCAUCCAUCCAGUAGCAAUCAAGUAUGACCCCCGCUUUGGAGAUGCCUUCUGGAACAGCACAAAGCAUUCUGUGAUGACCUAUGCUUUUAAUGUGUUAACCAGCUGGGCUAUUGUCUGCAAUGUGUGGUACCUGCCACCCAUGGUCAAAGAGGAAGAGGAAGAUGCUGUUCACUUUGCUGACAGAGUCAAGGCUGUCAUCGCUGCUCGGGCAGGAAUGUCUGUGCUUCCUUGGGAUGGGGGACUGAAAAGGAAAAAGGUCAAAGAGUCUUUCAAGGAAGAGCAACAGAAAAAAUAUUGCCAGAUAGUAAUAGAAAAUGGAUCUGUGGGAAACGGAAAUGUUUGUUAAAUGCUAUUUAUUUUAUCUUGUUUUUCCAUGAGUUAUCUCUACCAGAAAAUAGACUGGUUUUAUAUUAAACCAAACAUGUUUUCCCUCUGUCCCUGUAAGAUAUUUUGCAUGUGACACAGCAGGGAAACCAUAAAGAUAUAUCCUUAUUUAAAGCAAAGUACUAUAAUUUUAUAAAUAGGAAAACAUAAAAUAUGCUAAAAAAAAUUCUCCCUGAUGCUGAGAAGAAUCUUCGGUAAAAUUAAUUAUGUUCAUUAAAAUACCACUUUAAAAUAUUUGCAAUACCUUGAUACCUGAGUGGGUGAAGCUGAGCUAAAUUAAUCACAGCCAAGGACAGUUUUAUAGAAAAUAUCUUGUGUUUUUAAAUCUUAUUACUGUGGUUUUGUUAGAUCCC